Messenger RNA from Marchantia polymorpha subsp. ruderalis, 925 nucleotides. The record is from the annotation of a GenBank genome assembly. Lineage: Eukaryota; Viridiplantae; Streptophyta; Marchantiopsida; Marchantiales; Marchantiaceae.
CUCACAUGAUCGGGUCGAGAUCACUCGCGAGACUCACGUAUAUAUACCCCAGUGCAAGGUGUUGACUUCACCUACUCACUGAACUCGACCUCACUCUGCAGCAGAACGAAAUUCGUCGAAGUUUGCCAGGACGUCCUUUGCAACUUUAACCAUGGCCCGCGCUACAUCCAUCAUCGGCGUGCUCUUGGGCUGCGUCAUGCUCGCAGCCGCCGUCAGCGCCAGCGAUAGUGUUAACAAGUACCAUUUCCAGUUCUUCCAGCAACCCCGUGAAUCGGUUCUGGUGUUCAAGCCAGAUUCAGACCAAGGUACGAAUGGAUACACUGGAAGGGGAUACACAUUCGACUACAAAACCACACUGACCUACGAACCCGAUUCCACACCCGCUGGUUAUGUCGACGGUAUGGUCGUCUACACUGGUCCCAACAGAGGUAUAGAGACUUCCACCAUCUUCUUCAAAGACAUCGGCGAAGUGGGAGGCAUGUUCGCGAACGGCGAGAUCUCGCUCAGUGGUCUGUGGAAGGAUGAAGAGAGCCGCCAGGAAUUGGCCAUCGUCGGUGGAGUCGGCAACUUCGCUGGUGCUUACGGCAAAGUCGUCUACACCCAGGUCGGACCGACUCUGUAUCUGGUGCAAGGGGAGAUUCUCAUCGACGCCCAAGGCAAUGAUUUGCAAGCCCGCAAGAACUGAAUCUCAAUUACAGCCAAGGGCCAACUGCAGCAUUCAUUCGAAUAGGAGUAGCUAGCAAAUACAGCUCUGCGCCUUUAGCUGUAGUCAGCCUUUGAGACUUCGAAUCGUGCGCACGUUGUGUUGGCGCGCGCUGGUUUUCCUAGUGUUUAAGCACAGUACUAAUCUCGAAGGAAUACCACCAGUCCUUUUUUCCAAUGCCGAUGAAUCCAAUCUUUUAAUAAACUCCAUAUUUUCCUCUAU